GCUCCAGCGUACGAGGGUAGGUGAGGAUUCGUGUGGACUGAAUCGGGCCUGCGCAUGCGCUCGGCAUCAUCAGCAAGUUGGAGCAGGGAGCCCAUAUAUAUGUAACGGAUGUCGUGUCCCGAGCUUUGCGUAAUACUAAUAGUAGUCCGCCUCCCAGUGAAACCCGUACCCGCGUCAGCAAACUCAUACUGCGACGCAUCUUCGUGUAGAUGUUCCCUGUUCUCUAUGACUGGAAGCGGUGAGGAGACAAGACGUGAAAGUCGUACUUACCGAUGAUGCGUCGGCGAGUCAUGCAUGCACAUGUAAGGCCAGUGGCUGGAAACAGCGUUCAAGG
Molecule: messenger RNA, 334 nt
Organism: Fomitopsis serialis
Lineage: Eukaryota; Fungi; Basidiomycota; Agaricomycetes; Polyporales; Fomitopsidaceae
Exons: 1
Coding region: 109-276 (55 amino acids)
Source: RefSeq, a predicted model, not a curated record